This is a messenger RNA of Penaeus vannamei (Pacific white shrimp), 314 nucleotides long. The record is from RefSeq and is a predicted model, not a curated record. Lineage: Eukaryota; Metazoa; Arthropoda; Malacostraca; Decapoda; Penaeidae.
GUCAAGGUCGGGAUCAAGUGGCAGCUUGUGGGGGUUCCUGCGCCGUCAAGUACGAGGUCGACGAUGAUGCGCCCCCAUCAGGUGGUGCUCCGCCGGUGCCAUCUCCUCCCACGUCUUCCACGUCACCGACGACGAUGACGAUGACGGCGCCCACCACCACCACGUCACCCGCUUCUGCAACACCACGUCUCCCUCGGCCGCCGUCGCCCACGUGUUCCCGGUCCUGUUCCUGACGCUCCUCCUGCAGUGAGGGGCGCGGCGCUCCUGACGGCGGCGCUGCUGCUGGGGGGGGGCGGGAUGAAGGCUCAGGCAGC